Messenger RNA from Dermatophagoides pteronyssinus (European house dust mite), 423 nucleotides. RefSeq lists its product as uncharacterized. Gene Ontology annotation, cellular component: mitochondrial intermembrane space. Gene Ontology annotation, biological process: mitochondrial respiratory chain complex IV assembly. The record is from RefSeq and is a predicted model, not a curated record. NCBI's taxonomy places the organism in Eukaryota, Metazoa, Arthropoda, Arachnida, Sarcoptiformes, Pyroglyphidae.
GGUUUCGGGAUAACAUGUGAUUCAUUCGAAUUUUUUGCAUUUAAAAUUUUCGUUUUUUCGUUUGUUUCAACAAAAUCGAAAACCAAAAUUAUUUUCGCCAAAACAAAAAUGAGCUCACCGAUUCUUGCGGAUACAAAUACCGAGGAAAAAGAUCCAAUCGAAGAAAUGUUGGAUCGUACUGGUUGUAAAAAGACACACAUUUCUUUACAGGAAUGUAUGUAUGAACAUAAAGAUUGGCGAAAAUGUCAACAUUUAGUAAAUGAAUUAAGGGAUUGUAUGUUGGAAUAUGAAAAACAAAAACGACCAGAAUUUCAAAAUAUAGAUGGUGAAAAAUAAUCUCUCCAAAUGUUAAUCUCUUUUUUUAAUUGAAAAAAAACUUGUUAAUUUUUAAAAAAAACAUUUAGUCAAGCUUAGGAAUAAAAA